AAACCGGCAGGAGAAAUGAAUCCUGCUGAAACCUUCAUGAUGGAAGAGGAGCACGAGAACAUGACAGAACAAAGAGAUACAGUGAACGUGAUAAAGGACGCACGAAAAACUAACACUAAGAAAAAGGCCUUCACAUGCCAACAAUGUGGGAAGAGUUUUUCAAGUCGGAGCUCCCUUAAAAAACACAUGAAAAAUCACGAAGAGAAACUGUUCACGUGCCAACAGUGUGGGAAGAGUUUUGCACGUCAAAUUUACCUUAAGAAGCACAUGAAAAUGCACACCGGAGAGAAGCCAUUCACGUGCCAACAAUGCGGAAAGAGUUGUGCCACCAUGUGUAACCUUAAGGCACACGAAAGACUGCACACAGGAGAGAAACCAUUCACGUGCCAUCAGUGUGGAAAGAGUUUUACAUGGCAAGUUUGUCUUAAAGAGCACCAACUCUCUCACACUGAAGAGAAGUCAUUUAACUGCGAUCGAUGCAGUAAAAAGUAUGUGACGGCAUCAAAACUUAAAAGGCACAUGAAGAGCCACACAGAUGUGAAGCAUUACAUCUGCACUGUUUGUGGAAAGAGUUUUUUAUAUGACCUCUGUUUAAAAAUUCACGAGGCAACACACACUAACACGCGAGCUCAUAUGUGCUUAGAGUGUGGCAAAGCGUUUUUAACACCAAGCUGUUUGAAAAGACAUCAGAGGACUCACACUGGAGAGAAGCCUUACAAGUGUUCAGAUUGUGAAAAGAGUUUUGCCGUGUUAGGAAAUCUGAAAACGCACAUGAGAGUGCACACUGGAGAGAAACCUUACGAGUGUUCAGACUGUGGAACGAGUUUUGCUACACCGGGACAUCUGAAAGGACACAAAAAAAUUCACACCGGAGAGAAACCUCACAAAUGCUCAGAUUGUGGAAAGAGUUUUGCCGUGUUAGGAAAUCUGAAAACGCACAUGAGAGUGCACACCGGAGAGAAACCUCACAAGUGCUCAGAUUGUGGAAUGAGUUUUGCUACAACGGGACAACUAAAAAUACACAAAACAAAUCACACUGGAGAGAAACCUCACAAGUGCUCAGAUUGUGGGAAGAGUUUUGCCGUGUUAGGAACUCUGAAAAGACACAUGAUAGUGCACACUGGAGAGAAACCAUUCCCUUGCCCCUCGUGUGAGAAGAGUUUCAGCUCGUCACAUUAUCUAAACACUCACAAAGAAAAACAACACGGUGAAACAACACCUUAAACUCUUGGUGCAGUGUGAGAAGUGUCCAAGUCAUAGAAACUUGGAUAUCUAAAGGAGAAUCUUUCUAUUUUCAGUAGUAAAUGAGUUAAAGGAACAGUAUGUAAGAAAUGUAUAUCAAUUAAUCAUAAAAUGGCCCUGAUAUGUCACUAGACAUUAAGAAAUCAUUUUCAUUUCAAAUACUUAUAUCACUGACAACAGUGGUCUGGCCAGGAUAUUGUCAGGAUAUAGUGGAGUUGCAGCCCUCAACUGAUGUUUAUGUUGUCAUUUUGUGUAUUGACCACCAGUUGUGAGAUUGCAGUACCAGUUUUAGCCACAAGUUUUGUGAUUGCAAUACCCGUUUUGGCCACAAUCCUGCAUACUGUUCCUUUAACAUUAUAUGAAGGUGUGUAUUCAGCAAGCAAAUUGGUCUUCUGAAACUAAGUGAUUGUGAACAUAUCCUUAAACUUAGUAUCAUUUAGUAGUUUAGUCAUUCUUGUAUAUCUUUUGAUAAUAAAUUACAUUUUAUUAUAACUGUCUUCUGUGU
Messenger RNA from Misgurnus anguillicaudatus (oriental weatherfish), 1747 nucleotides. NCBI's taxonomy places the organism in Eukaryota, Metazoa, Chordata, Actinopteri, Cypriniformes, Cobitidae. The record is from RefSeq and is a predicted model, not a curated record.